This is a messenger RNA of Scleropages formosus (Asian bonytongue), 3356 nucleotides long. Its product is annotated as E3 ubiquitin-protein ligase ZFP91-like. The record is from RefSeq and is a predicted model, not a curated record. NCBI's taxonomy places the organism in Eukaryota, Metazoa, Chordata, Actinopteri, Osteoglossiformes, Osteoglossidae. Gene Ontology annotation, cellular component: nucleus. The transcript is spliced from 12 exons. Bases 667 to 2583 code for a protein of 638 amino acids. Gene Ontology annotation, biological process: regulation of transcription by RNA polymerase II. Gene Ontology annotation, molecular function: transcription coregulator activity.
CUGUACUUAGUCAAACCAGCAGAGUAGUUUUUUGACAUUGUGGAUUCACUUAGUACGUUUUGUAAAGAAAAGGAAAAAUUAACUUGCUGUAUUUCUAUUUGUUACUUUUGAAUUUUUCAUUUUUAAUUUCUCUCCUUAAAACUAAACGUAUUAAAACCCGGAUCAAUGCAUGUUCACACACACACACACACACACAUACAUCAUUUCAUUAAAGAUGUUAAGUCUAUUGCCUGAUAAACUACCAGUCCCAGAAACCCCUCCUGUUUUCAACGCUGACUCUCACUUAUGGUACUUCAAAUCCCACAAGUCAUUUAGUUCGCCAAUAGUCACAUGCGAGGGGUUUAUUUUUGUUUCUUCGACUUAAAGGAGACGCGACAAAGGCGCACUGGGUCCGUGUACAUUUGUGGUGGAGGAAGUCGUCGUUUGCUGUAGCUUUAAAACUGAAAAAAAUGGCUGUCUUUAGAAUUUAUUCAAACUAAAAUAACUUCUGUUGCAACCAGUGCGUGAAAAAAAUCAAUACAGCUAACGAGUUUACAAGGGUACAGACAAGGGCGGCUUCGCAGAGGAAAGGGGCUUUUUUUAAAUAGUAGAAAUAAAUUGCAGUCCAACUAGCCAGCUAGCUGCGGCUCCCCGAGCUGCUAAACCCGGGAGUGGGGAAGGGCCGGGAUGGACUCGGACAGCAGUAGCCGGGCCGAAGCGAACGACGCGGCUGGGCAGGGUGGAGACGAUCAGCUGGAGGGUCAGAAUUCAACAGCGCCAGCGCCGGUCCCCGCUGCGGUGGUCAACUCGCGCCGAGUGCCGAGAGGCCGCGGGGCGGGCCGAAUCGUCAAGUCUUCACGAGGCCCAGGAGUCCCACCAUCGAGCACAGCAUGCCCGGGCAGGGUUCUGCGGAAUCGGGUGACUCGGGGAACUGCGGCUGGAAAGAGCGUAGAGGAAAGCAGCAGUGGCAACAGCGGGAGAACAGCUGCGUGUUCGCGGCGCAGAAGCAGGAACGCCGUACCCCGUUUUGACAGUCCAGGAGAAGUCGGGGAUGAGAGCGGCCUAGUGGAUUCGGAGAAUAAAAAGGACGUGUCCAGUGUUAAAGCCUCUCCAGCAUCAAGGCCUUGGAGGACCUGCCGACCCAAGGCACUGCCACAGCCCCGGGGUCCCUCAACUCGAAAUUCCCGGCUCGCUUCAUCGCCAGUGUGCAAGAGCGAGCCAGAUGUAGAGCCCCCCUGCGAGGAUGGUGGGUCACGGCCAGAGGCUGACAAGGAGCGAGGGGACAGGGCAGAGUUCAGCGAUGAAGACGAUGCCAUGCAGACGGGUGAGGAGGAUGCUCCGUUUGUGGAUGAUCUGGCUGAUCAGAACUACCUACCUGACCUUGACAGUGAGGAAGCCAGUGAGGAAGAUUAUCCUUUCAGGGACGACCUUAAUGACCAGAGCUACGAACCGCAGGCAAAGAGGGCCACCAUGAAGCCAAGGCGCCGAGUCCCGAGACUGAAGGAGAAGAAAGAAAAGGAGGGUGACAGAGAGAAGGAGGAGGAGAGGGACAUAAAGAUGGAGGGAGAGGAGCAGGUCAACGUGAAGCUGGAGAGUGAUUUCAGGGACUCUGCCGAGGCACCCAGGAAAAGAGGCAGACGGCGUAAAGACGAUAAGAGUCCCCGUCUCCCAAAGAGAAGGAAGAAGCCCCCGGUGCAGUACGUGCGCUGUGAGAUGGAAGGCUGCGGCACGGUCCUGGCUCACCCGCGUUACCUGCAGCACCACAUUAAGUACCAGCACCUGCUGAAGAAGAAGUAUGUGUGUCCUCACCCUUCGUGCGGAAGACUGUUCCGCCUGCAGAAGCAGCUACUCCGUCACGCCAAACACCACACAGAUCAGAGGGACUAUAUCUGUGAGUACUGCGCUCGUGCCUUCAAGAGCUCCCACAACCUGGCGGUGCAUCGCAUGAUCCACACGGGCGAGAAGCCCCUGCAGUGCGAGAUCUGCGGCUUCACGUGCCGACAGAAAGCCUCCCUCAACUGGCACAUGAAGAAGCACGAUGCCGACACCUUCUAUCAGUUCUCCUGCAGCAUCUGCGGCAAGAAGUUCGAGAAGAAGGACAGUGUGGUGGCCCACAAGGCCAAGAGCCACCCUGAGGUGUUGAUCGCAGAGGCGCUGGCAGCCAACGCGGGUGCCCUCAUCACCACACCCGCGCCCCUGCUGCCUGGCGACGGGGGGGUGCCGCAGCCACCCGAGGCAGAGCAGGUGGAGCAUGUGGUGGUCCUCAGCCAGGGGACAAGCCUCCACACGCUUCAGGUGCCCAUGUCACUCACCCUGACCUUGCCCCCCGGCCCCCCGCAGCCCCAACUUGAGCUCCUGCCCACAGCGACCCCCCCCGUCCCCCGGCACACACAGGACCUCCUGGAGUUGGACUGCCCCAUCUCGAACGUACCUUCCUCCUCCGCCCCUCCUCUCCCCACUCCCACUGGCAACACCUCCCUCGAACCACAGACAGCCCCCACGGGAGAAGGGGGCAUGAUGUGGGACAGGGAGGGGCACGACCACGUUCUCCUGGAGGGGCCUGAAGAGCGCAGCCUACCGCAAAACCACCACACGCUGUUGUAAGCGGCUGAUGGAGCGGAGCUGCCACUAGGGGGGGCUGUCUGCGGGAUGCGGAUCCCUUAGUUCCCUGCAAGCACUUGUCGGGGGGAGGGCUGGGUUCGAGCCAUGCGUGACACCCUUCUACACCCAACGCCCUCAUGUUUUUCUGAUUUCGGAGUAGUUCAUGUGCCGUAUUAUUUUGACCAUGUUUUACCAUUUGUUAGAAGUAUGUCCUUUAGUAUGUGUCAAGUAUUUUUUUGACAAACCUUUUACAAGAAGUCACAGUAGCAGUUGGUGCUGCGAAGAGACUGGUAAUUGUGAGUUACGAAGUUAAGUGCACUAUGUCUUUUUUUGGCCACCGUGGUUGUUCGGUUUAGUUGCGUUUGUCAGUAGGCAACCGUUCCCUGACCGCAGCCCUCCGGCACCUUGACACCGUGCCUACACCGCCCCCCUCUGUCUGCUGCUGGUAUUGACACGUUUCCCACAAGACAUUUGCCAUCCGACAGAAGCUCUCGGAUGGUUGAGCUGAGGUCCCCGCUGGAUGACGGAGAUUUGAUGGUUGUCCCUCUUUCACUGGGGAUUCCGAUACCACGCAGUGCUGACGGGAGAGUGGCAGUGUGAGCAGCAAUCAACGUAUAAAACAUCCUGAGGAGUAAUAAAGAAUAUAUUAAAGAGAAGUAAAGCCGUUCUUUGUGGCAUACACAUUUGAGAACUUUAACUUGAGCUAUAGUUGUCAUGUUAAACACACACAUACUGUCUGAAACCCCUUCUCCUAAGUGGGGGGGGGGGUCGCAGUG